Molecule: messenger RNA, 900 nt
Organism: Ustilago hordei
Lineage: Eukaryota; Fungi; Basidiomycota; Ustilaginomycetes; Ustilaginales; Ustilaginaceae
Exons: 1
Coding region: 1-900 (299 amino acids)
Source: RefSeq, a predicted model, not a curated record
AUGGCCUACCUCAACUCCACACUCAAGCACAUCAUCUAUAUGAAACUGCCAGAAGGGGCAAAGGUACCAAAAGGAAAAGCUUAUCAGGUAGUAAAAGGGCUAUACAGACUCAAGCAAUCAGGAUGGGAGUGGAACAUGGAGUUCAAUAAGUUCCUGUGGUGCACAAACUUCCAUAGACUCGAUUGCACACCAUGUAUCUACACCAGAGGAAAGGAGGACAACUUUGCAAUAGUGAUUAUCUAUGUUGAUGAUACAUUGAUUAUAUCUCCAAAACUGACAACAGUCAAGCAAAUUAAGAGGGAGAUAGGCAAGAAGUGGAAAAUGGAGGAGGGUGGCAACAUAUCCCAUUUUCUCAGGAUCAAGAUCUCCAGAGACUGCAAGGCAAAGACUAUGGACCUCAUGCAAACCAGCUAUGUCAAGCAGCUAUUAAAUGAGCAUUUAGAUAAAUGCAGAAGAAAAUCCAGCAUACCACUCCAGGACAUCCCAGUACCAGAGACGACAACAAGCAUAGCCGAGCAGAAGGAAUACCCACAAAUCAUUGGCAAACUCCUAUGGCUUUCAAAUGGAACAUGUCCAGACAUUAGCCAAGCCAUGGGUGUCCUCGCACACUACAUGACACAACCAUCGAAGGAACAUUACAAUGCAGCACAGAGAGUGCUCCAAUACUUGGACUGCACCCAGGAUGUCCACUUGCAAUAUGGUAGCAACAAGCAACAAGAUUUUCUGGUGGCACAUAGCGAUGCAAAUUGGGCAAGCAAUGCCAUGGCACAAUGUAAGAGCUUGUCAGGGUCAGCAGUUUUCAUACACAGAAAUCUGGUAGCAUGGAAGUCAGUGCUACAGCACUGCACCACCUUAUUGGCAGUAGAAGCAGAAUUUGUGGCAGUGACCAAGGCUGCAUGA